CCACAACCCCGGGAGUGUAUCUUGUGGCGGUUGCUAGGACACGGCUGUAAACAGGCUGCAACAUGUCCGGAUACCUCAACCUGGAGCAGCUGAUGGCAGCAGUGCCUGCACACUGGGUCUGGAAGGAUGACACAAACACACUUGAGUUAGUCAGCAACACACUAAUUGUUCCUGAACCUAAAGAAAAAAAGUCAACAACUAAAGUUCGAACUCAUCUGGAGCCUUUUGACCAAGACUUUGAGAAAUCAAAGGUUGGCAUUACCAGGCAUAGUAUUGCUUUGCUGAAGAAAGCAUUAAGCACUGUGAAAAUACAAGGAUCUGCACUUGAACUCCCGCAAACAAAAACUCGACCAAGUCUAAAUGUUACGCUCGAGGAUGUUAAAAGUGAGCAUAUCACAUGCAAUAUUACGCUUUGCAUGCUUCCGUUUCUCAAUCACUGCCUCCAAUUCAUUUUCAAAGAGGCAGCUUUCCUUUUGGUGAGAGGAAGUGGUUCACUGAGUGUUUUGCCGUUGUUUGAGCAGAUGUUGAGGGCUCACCAUAUGAAUAAAUUCCUCAUGAUUUUACUCAACUAUUUCUCUGCAUUUCUUUCGAAGCAUGAGUUGGAGUCAAAGACCAGCAAUUUUAUGACUGCUAUGGAGCAAAUCGAGAUAGCUGAGGCUAUUGCUAAAAUGGACUUGGCACAGAAACUGCUGGCUCAGAUAUACUGCAGGAUGUUACUAGGCCUUGGCAUGGCUGAGCAUCACCACAUGGCAUAUGGAAAGGCAAUGGGCUUAUCCACUCGUACAGACAGGCAGCUUUAUGAGUGCCUUUACUCCUUCUGUGCAUAUGUGAUAUGGGUGACGUUUGGGAGGAAAAGCCUAGAUGUGAUUGAGCUGGAGCUAGGAAGACUGCUUCGUUCAGAGAUAUUCAACCCUGCUCAGAAUGUGAAGAAAGAAGAACCAAAACCUAAAGGUUCACAAGAAGGUUCCAGGCACCUUCAGCCAAGGAGACCUCCGAUAAACACCAUCCUGAACCAACGCUCGCCGGUCCUUUCGUCACUGAUCCAGACCCCUCGCGAGAAGUCAGCAUACCUCUUCAAACAGCACCGUGUGAAUCCAAAGUUCCAAGCUGAAAUGGCAGAUGAGAAGACCAAGGUGGUGGACCUGAAGUUGGAGCUGUCUGAUAACAUUGGGAUCAUCGGAGAGCCUUUCUCAAACUUCUUUUCAGACACACUCAUCCCCAUUGAUUCUUACAUCGAGAAUGAGGGGGUGGAGGAGCCAGAAGACGAGGAAGCUGAGCUGCAGAAGAGUGGAUACUCAAAUUUAACAGUCAUGGACUCCUCUCUGGGAGAUAUGAACUCCCAGUAUCAAUUCCUGGACUUGUCGAGGGCCACAACAGUCGGUACAGACUCUGACUACAACCUAUAGAUGAACUGGUUACAAUAUUGAAGCACUUUAACCUAAUCAGGAGUAAAUCAUGUGCUUUUAGGUUGCCAGUUAUUUUCUUGUCUCAUGGGCAUCUCUCCCAGUUCCAUACCCUCAAUCUACCUUUGAUUGUAUUAUGCCGAAGGAGAUCGUAUUGGGCAAUAACCCCUAGAUGCAGCAUUGCCUCGUAGACUUGACCACAGCCACCCCUCCACACACACACACACACACAC
Molecule: messenger RNA, 1636 nt
Organism: Stegostoma tigrinum
Lineage: Eukaryota; Metazoa; Chordata; Chondrichthyes; Orectolobiformes; Stegostomatidae
Product: protein phosphatase 1 regulatory subunit 36
Exons: 11
Coding region: 63-1406 (447 amino acids)
Biological process (GO): negative regulation of phosphatase activity
Molecular function (GO): phosphatase binding
Source: RefSeq, a predicted model, not a curated record